Rhipicephalus microplus (southern cattle tick) is the source of this 1035-nucleotide messenger RNA. RefSeq names its product tachykinin-like peptides receptor 86C. The record is from RefSeq and is a predicted model, not a curated record. Gene Ontology annotation, biological process: G protein-coupled receptor signaling pathway. Gene Ontology annotation, cellular component: plasma membrane. Lineage: Eukaryota; Metazoa; Arthropoda; Arachnida; Ixodida; Ixodidae. Gene Ontology annotation, molecular function: tachykinin receptor activity.
AUGGCCAACGAGUCUCAAUGGCUGACCGACGCACCCGUGGUCGAGGUUGGCGGCCAGCGCCAGUGGGUGCUGGCGUGGUGGACACAGCUGCUGUACGCGCUCCUCUUCGGCUCCGUGGUAGCCGUAGCGCUGCUUGGAAACGCGCUGGUCGUGUGGGUCGUGCUGGCGCACCGCAGCAUGCGUACCACGACCAACUGCUUCCUGGUGAACCUGUCGCUGGCAGAUGCUCUGACAGCCACUUUCAACGCCGUAUUCAACUUGGUGUACAUGCUGGAGAGCCACUGGGCCUUUGGACUGCCCUAUUGCGUCUUUAGCAACUUCCUGGCCAACCUGACACUCGCUUCAUCGGCCUUCACCAUAACCGCCAUGAGCAUCGACAGGUACUUCGCCAUCGUGCGGCCUUUGUGUGGACGUCCCCGGCGCCGGCAAGCCGUGAUGACCUUGUGUGUCGUGUGGUCGGGCUCGGCUCUGCUGUCGCUGCCUACGCUGCUCUACUCUCGCACUCAGUCCUACCGCUACGGAGACCACAGCGUGCGAACCGUCUGCAUGCUCGUGUGGCCGGACGGCCCACCCACUUUUUCCACGAUAAGUGCUGAGUAUUUGUACAACAUCCUCUUCUUGGCGCUGACGUACGCAGUUCCAGUUUCUACAAUGGUUGUUACUUACUCACGAAUGAGCUGUGUUCUUUGGGGAAGCCGCUGCAUCGGCGAGUUCACCGAACAUCAGCGGAUCGCUUUGAGGAACAAGCAAAAGGUGGUGAAGAUGUUGCUGACUGUGGUCAUAUUGUUCACGGUAUCAUGGCUUCCGUACCACGCUUACUUCAUCUACCUAUUUCAUCACCCGGGUGCCGCCUACGCGGACUGCAUUCAACACGUCUACCUGGCGAUGUACUGGCUUGCCAUGGCCCAUACGACGUACAACCCUAUCGUGUACUAUUGCAUGAACCAGAGAAUUCUCAUGCUGCCAAACUGCGGAUUGCACCCACAAUCGCUGCAGUGCAUUGACAAGUGCCUGCCACCUGCGAGAACCUUCUAG